CUUGAAGGUUCGUUGAUAGAAGAGUAAUGGAUAGAAGAAAAAAAUGCCGACAGUUUAGUGGAAGGACCCAGCACCUCUGUUCAUGUUCGUAAUUUGCUCCGUGCUUUUUGGUCCAAAGCCAAUCAUAAAGUGAUCUACACGAUUUUUGAGAGGCUAGAAUGAAGAUGAAGCAAGUGAAACUUAUGAUUUACAUUUUUGUGAUUGGCCAGUCUUUUUCGCACACACAUGCAGAACAAUUCUCAGCCUCAAAUCUACAUACAUCGGACGAAGGUGAAAAUCGAACGAAUCAUCAUUCAGUGGAUUCCAUUCCCUCAAGCUCAGAGUUUUCCGAAAUCCGGCACAGCAAAGCCUUCGUUGACAAAACAUUAUUCCUCCACGAAUGGCUAACCGAACGUCCGAAGUACUGGUUUGUUACUGCACCCCCUGGCUUCGGCAAGUCCGCUCUUGCGAAGAUGGCUGUCCAGUUCUUGAACGCCUCUUUCGAGAUCGUAAACGGGCAGGCACGGUUCCUCGAAAAGGCAAAGACACCCGCGUACGCAUACUUCGAAGGCACGAACAUAUUCAAUAAUAAAAGUUUUUUCGAAGUGCACUUUCAGAACUACGCUGUCGUAUACAUCGACCUAGCUCCCUUACGUCAGACCACGGAGGCUGUUUUCAUAAAGGAAGAUGACUUUCGCGCGCAAGACUUCCAUAAGUACUUCAGGGAGGUGAUAAAGAAAAUGAUGAGCUACUAUUCAUCCCUCUACUUCCACCAGAGCUUGACAAAAUUCGAGAGGAAGCACUUCAAGGAGUAUUUGGAGGAGGGAAUGGAGGAAAGGUCUCGCCCAAUUACGUUCUGGAAUAGUGCAUCAUUCCUGAUGCAUCUCCUGAGGAAAAUCUUGAGACUGGACGUCAUUGUAAUUCUUGAUAACUAUGACGCAAUGUGCAUGCCUAGUAUGUAUGGGGAUCUGUUUGGUGUGCUAAGGCCCUACCUGGCUUCGUACCUCAUCACUUUCAGUAGGAUAAUUAUUGAGAAUAAAAAGACCUCCGUCCUGUACCUUGGAUCGUUCAAAACUGUGGAAAUGAUGCUUAAAAAACCAGGGACUAAGAAUACGACGUCUCCUAUUACACAUUCUGCAUUUUCAAGUGAUGAGAAAAUCGCAAAGUACUUUGGACUAACCGAGCAAGAAGUUGGUGAUAUAUUGUCUAAAUAUUCGAUGGAUGAUCAUCUUCCAGUAGUGAAUGAUCUUCUAAACGGACAUGCAGUUUUACGGUCGACUCUCACUAUGUUCAACACUAAAUAUGUGCUUUCGUACAUCGAAAAUAGAAAUUCUUCACCCAGUGCUUUUACAAUGCCUUUGACUGUUGAAGUUCUGAAUCACUACAAGAAGCUAUUCACGAGUGAUUGGGUGACUAAUGUUCUAUCCCCGUGUAUAUAUAAGGACAGAACUCAGAUCAAGCUAUUUACUUCCAUGUCAGUAAGUUUCGCAAGCUUUACAAGGCUCACAAAAUUGAACGAUAAUGAUACAGAGGUCCAUGGUAGGGAAAAACUAAGUCAAGAAAAUACGAUGUCUUUCAUCAAAAUUUUACAGUUUUUAGGUCUGAUAUCUGUUAUCGAAGAAAAGACCAAUGUUGACGUUUCUAGGGCAACAAGUCGUUGUGAUGCUGAGUUUAUGAAUGAUUAUUUGUACAGAAGUAAUACCGUACAGAGAUUCUACAAGAUGAGCCCAGAACAAGAACAGAUGAUGGUCCACGCUUUGAAAAGUCUUGCGCCGAACAAUGAUUCCAUUCAGUCUCUGGGCGAGGCUAUCCAUAAUAUCGUAAAAGUAAAAGUCCCUAAGUAUGAAGAUCAGCUGAAAUCUUUGAUGUAUGUUUUUUCAAAGAAGGUUGCAACUCAGUAUAGUGAGGAUUUCUCGCUGGAGGCCAGGAUCUCAGUCCCAACGAUGGAAGAUUCGAAAUCGAAUGGGGUUUGCAAACCUGAUGUCAAAGAAAAGGUAGAUUUAAUUUUGCUCCGAAAGAAUGAGGGGCUAGGUAUCAUUCUGAUUUCUAAAUUAGAUGUGAAUGUAACUUCUAUUUUAAAAGAAAUGGUAGACCGUAAAUAUCCUGAAAUACUGGACUCAGAUCUUCGUUUUUCGAAGCUUAAAAUUAAAGAUAAGCUACUGGUAGGCAUUUCAGUCACGCAAGAUAAAGUGGUAGAAAUUGCAGCGGAGGUUUGGCGUCAAAACGAAAAAACUAGUAUAAAACAUGUUAUUUUGAAUAGCACGAAUUCCUCAUAACCUAAAUUCUCAUGAUAUAGUUAAUUGAUUAAAAUUGUAGAAAAUUUUCCAAAA
Bemisia tabaci is the source of this 2309-nucleotide messenger RNA. RefSeq lists its product as uncharacterized. The record is from RefSeq and is a predicted model, not a curated record. NCBI's taxonomy places the organism in Eukaryota, Metazoa, Arthropoda, Insecta, Hemiptera, Aleyrodidae.